Colletotrichum karsti is the source of this 1374-nucleotide messenger RNA. RefSeq lists its product as uncharacterized. The transcript is spliced from 2 exons. NCBI's taxonomy places the organism in Eukaryota, Fungi, Ascomycota, Sordariomycetes, Glomerellales, Glomerellaceae. The record is from RefSeq and is a predicted model, not a curated record. The coding region runs from base 1 to 1374 and encodes 457 amino acids.
AUGUCAUACCGAGGCCCCCAGAAGAACCCGUUGAUCGUUCUUUCUGAUGGAUCAUGGAGCGGACGAGACGCUGGGUCGAAGUCCAACCUCUACCUUCUCGCCAACUUGAUAUGGGGUGGCAAAGGGCUGCCGAGAGACGAUGACCGCGCCCACCUUCACCCAACAGGAAAGGUGCACUACACCAACAGUGUCCCAGUCGGCAGCACAUUCAUGGACCAAGUCUUUCACGGCCUCAACGUCCAGGACAUCGAGCAGCAAUGCAUCGACACUUACGAGUUUCUCGUAUACGGAUUCACUCCUCUAGAGACCGAGAUCUGGAUGUUCGGCGUCUCCCGCGGUGCAUUCAUCAUCCGAUCAGUCGCCGGCAUGAUCAACAAUUGCGGCAUCAUCAAGCCCUCGUACCAAGCCAACGGCGAAGUCGACGAGGAUAAGACCCAUCAAAUGUGUCAGGAGGUCUACCGAAUCUACCGAGACCCGUCCGACAUCAACGCCCCGAAAUCCGAACAGUCCAGGCAGUUCAGGUGGAUGUACAGCUGGCCACUCAUCGGGGAUGGCGAAGUCAUAGACUCGCCCGUCAGAUUCAUGGGACUCUUCGACACAGUCGGCGAGCGCGGCAUUCCCGAGUUCGCAAGCGGCAUGGGCGUCGACUGGCCGAAACUCUACGACCAGCACGUCUCGAGCGUUGUGUCCGACGUCUACCAUGCCGUGUCGCUUCAUGACCGACUGUACGCCUUCCAACCGUGCAUGAUCUCCCGCGACACGGAAUACGGUCCCUCGUACGGCAUCACGGAGCGAUGGUUCCCUGGAACACACUACGACGUCAGUCGUCAACGAUUCAAGCUCGUCAGGGAUGUACUCCCUCAAAGACUUCAGGCUCUUCUGCCGGCCUGGACUUGGACGAGUCAGACGCUCAAGCCGAACGAGGUUCUCUCCGACCUCGUUCUCAAGUGGAUGCUGGAGUGCGUCGGCGAACACGACCCGUCCGGCUUCGUCAUUCCGAAGGGACAUCUCUACCGCGAGUUGGACAGGCUGAAGUACAACAUCCUCUCGGCGAGGAAAACCGGCGACGGAGAUGUCUACGACUCCAUCGUUCGCUUUGUUCCUUUCGGCCGUUAUCUGGAUCUCGCGCUGUCGACGGUCUUUGGCAAGUGGCAAGAGAGUCAGAUUUACCAGCUUCUCUUUGCGUGUAGGCCGCGGCAGAUUCCUGAGAACAACGCGUCUGUGUACAAUUAUCGCAACCCCGACCCUGAUCUGGAUGGAAGAAUCAUUCAGAAGUUGGCUGGACUGCCUGGUAGCUCAGCGGAUCCCAAAAGAGAGGUUGCUUCUAGGUACCCCUCCACGACAUAUGACCAAUGGUGGCUGGGACGCUCUUGA